AUGGAUGAUGAUGAUGAGGAUGAAGAUGAGGAUGGUGAUGGGGAUCCCGAUGCUCCUCCUGCUCCCGCGGCUCCUCUCCUCCUCACCUCCGCCUCCUCCACCUCCGCCUCGCAUCGCUGGCCUCAGCCGCCGCCGACCAGCACAGUGCGACACAUAGACACAGCGACCGACCGCCCUCCUCCUCCUCCCCUGCCGCGGCCCCACACUGCGCCUGCCCCGCCCGCCCACCGCCGUCCCCCGGCGCAGACACCCAUCCGCCGCCUCGCCGACCUCACGGGCUGGGCUGGGGCCGCGCCGGGCUGCGGGGAAACCGCGGAGCGGGGCCCGGACGGGACGCGGCGCCACGGGGAGCUCCGCGCACCCCACCCCGCACCGCGCCCCGGCCGCUGCCCCAGCGCUCCCCCACCCUCUCCUCGCCCAUGUUAUUUCUUUUUAUUUAUUUCCCCCUGGAAAAGGAAAAGCCCCUUCGGAUGCGAGCGGCCGCUCCGCGGCGGGGAGUCCCCGCCGCUCCCCGCACACGGGCUGCGCUCCGUGCCCGCAGGACGCGGCUCCGGGGGCAGCGCUCCGUGCCCGCCCCGGCGGCGCUCGCUCCCCCCGAGCCCCGCGGAGCCCCCGGGGAGGCGGCUGGAGCCCGGCGGCGGGAGCGCUCCCCUUCCCCCCGCCGCGCGUCUGCGGCUCGGGGCGGUGGAGGCGGGGGCAGCCGCGGGCGCCCCGGGGGAUGGGAAGGAGGGAGGGAGCAGAGUUCAGCGCUGUGUGCGAGGGAGACAAAGUCUGGGGAGCGUGGCCGGUUUCCAGCAGCUCCGGCUGGAACAGCUGCGGGCGCUCGGGGCGGGGGGGCUCCCCGGGCAGGGGCCCGGCUGGCUGGCUGCCUGCCCGCCCGGCUGCGGGGCGGGGUUAAGCCUCAUUACACGGGAUUUAACGUGUCCCGGAGGCCAGCGGGGACUCGGGCUCCGAGGGGAGGCGGGGGAGCGCCGCGGCCUCGCAGCCGGAGAAAAGUCCGGCCACGGGGCGAGGAAGCGGCCGCGCCCCCGGACUUUCCUCCCGGGCGCUGCCCCGACGCGCUCCGCCGCCCGCGGCGGGAGCGGCUCCAGCGGAGCGCGGCCGCCGGCCCGGGGCCCCCGCGCCGGGCACCGCCCCAAGGGCACCCCUGAGCCGCCCCCCGCGGGGCCCCAGCUCGGCCGUCCCUCCCUCCCUCCGUCCCGGGGCCGGAGCGGCGGGUACGGAGGGAGCGGGUUCGGGGCGCGGGUGCUGAAUCACGAAACGGCGCGCACGGACAGAAGAGCAGCGCGGUGA
This is a messenger RNA of Vidua macroura (Pin-tailed whydah), 1293 nucleotides long. Its product is annotated as translation initiation factor IF-2-like. The transcript has 2 exons. The record is from RefSeq and is a predicted model, not a curated record. Bases 1 to 1293 code for a protein of 430 amino acids. NCBI's taxonomy places the organism in Eukaryota, Metazoa, Chordata, Aves, Passeriformes, Viduidae.